This is a messenger RNA of Neltuma alba, 3236 nucleotides long. RefSeq names its product probable inactive leucine-rich repeat receptor-like protein kinase At3g03770. Gene Ontology annotation, biological process: protein phosphorylation. Lineage: Eukaryota; Viridiplantae; Streptophyta; Magnoliopsida; Fabales; Fabaceae. The record is from RefSeq and is a predicted model, not a curated record. The coding region runs from base 557 to 3016 and encodes 819 amino acids. The transcript is spliced from 7 exons. Gene Ontology annotation, molecular function: ATP binding; protein kinase activity; protein binding.
UUUUCUCAUCAAAACGAAGCCGUGGUGUCUGAUGCCGAGUCCCACAUCCCAAGGAUUUGUCUCCUAUAUCCUCUGCAUUGAUCUUUGAUCGAUAUUUAGAUAUUAGAUUAAUUGCUUGUCGUGUUCACGCCACCGCGUUCUUCUUUAUGAGUCUAUGAUUAAUGAGUUUGUCCGAGCACAAGGCAUCAUUCAGCAAUCUGCGAAAUUUCUCCCUGUCUUUGCCAUUUCGGGGAAGUUUGGGCCCUGUUUAAUCUGUGGCCUACAAUCUACGAGGCUCUAAAAAGAACAAGAAGCGUGUAAGGAGCAGCGAGCAGGUGCUGCACUAUCCGACGUAGUUAUUGGAGACAGAGAAGCUUCUUCUUUGGUUUUUGUCUGUAGAACUAAAUAGAGGGUACAGUCUUCAGUGCAUUCUAAAUUUGAGGCUUCCCUAUUCCCUAAAAGGAUCUUCUUUCGAGUCUCUUCACACAUUCAUGUGAGUUGUCUUUUCUUCCCUUGAACUUAGCAGCUCAUAACCUCUACUAAUUUUCAUGUUCAAAUUCGUGAAAUUUGGUGCCUGAUGCCACAAGCUGAUCCAAUGAGACGUUUGCACAUUUGUUUUCUGGUUCUUUUGUGGAUUUUGUCUAUUCCAAGUACCCAUGAACUACAAGUUGCCCAGACCCAAGUCUUACUACAGAUGAGGAUGUAUUUAGAGUAUCCCGCCUCGUUGCAAAGUUGGGGAAGUUAUAAUGGGGACCUCUGUAACCUUUCUUCUUCUGCACAUGUGAGCAUUAAAUGUCAAGAUAACUCUGUAUCUGAGCUUAAAAUUAGGGGAGACAAAACUGCGAAGUCCGAUGAGUUCAAGGGGUUUGCAAUUCCCAAUCAAACGCUGUCGACGAACUUCUCUAUUGAUUCUUUUAUCACUGCAUUAACGAGGUUGACCAGCUUAAGGGUUCUUAGCCUGGUGUCCUUGGGAAUCUGGGGUCAUCUUCCGGAUAAGAUUCACCGAUUAUCUCUGCUCGAAGUUCUGGACUUAAGCUCGAAUUUCUUAUUCGGUUCUAUCCCGCCGAAAAUUUCCACAAUGGUACAGCUCAAUACAUUGAAAAUCGAUGACAAUUAUUUCAACGAUUCAAUGCCCGACUGGUUCGAUUCAUUGUCGAAUCUAAAUGUCUUGAGUUUGAAAACCAACACCUUGCGGGGUUCAUUCCCCUCAUCAUUGUGCAAAAUUAAGAACCUCACCGAUAUUUCUUUGUCUCGCAAUGAGCUAUCUGGUAAAUUACCUGAUUUGAGCGCUCUCACUGGCCUACGUGUACUGAAUUUAAGAGAAAACCGUUUAGGUUCUAAACUGCCAUUGAUGCCCGCAGGAGUGGUCACAGUUCUGCUAAGUAAUAACUCAUUUUCUGGCGAGAUACCGAAGCAGUUCAGUGAAUUGGGUCGGCUUCAACAUCUAGAUCUCUCGGCAAAUCAUCUGAGUGGAAUACCUCCAUCUUUCUUGUUCUCAUUGCCAAGCAUCAGCUAUUUGAAUUUGGGUAGCAAUGUGCUGAGCGGGUCACUUCCAGAUAAACUAAGUUGUAGCAGCAAACUUGGUUUUGUGGACAUUUCUAGUAACAAAUUAAUUGGUGAACUUCCUUCUUGCUUGGCCAAUACGUCCAAUAGAAGAGUUGUCAAAUAUGAUGGAAAUUGUUUAACUCUCGAUUCUCAAGAUCAGCAGCCAGGUUCUUAUUGUGAAGAAUCCAAUACGGAGAGGAAGAAAUCAAUGGCGCGGAAAAUAACGUUAGCAGGGGCCAUCCUUAUUGGACUUGUUCUUGUCCUUGGGAUUUCGGUAUUAGGAGUUUUCUUUUGUAGAAAAUGUCUGAGGAGAAGGGCAGCUAAGCAUCAUUUGUUGCCAAAGAACGCGCAAGAUAAUUCCACUACAGGGUUUUCAUCUCAAUUCCUCGCAAAUGCCAGGUUCAUUUCUCAGGCAGUGAAGCUAGGGGCACAAGCUACAUCAAUCUGUCGACCAAUUUCAGUUGAAGAAUUGAGGGAAGCCACAAGAGACUUUGACUUGUCAGCUUUUAUUAGUGAAGGCUCCUUAGGAAAGCUAUACAAAGGAAAACUAGAGAAUGGAUCCUACGUGGCAAUACGAUCUUUAGUUCUGUCAGAGAAAUGCUCAAUUCAAAAUCUUAAAGCUCGGUUGGAUUUAUUCUCAAAGCUUCAACAUCCAAAUUUGGUCAGCCUAUUGGGUUAUUGUAUUGAUAAUAGUGAACAAGAUGAUUCAACCACCUACAAACUUCAUCUUGUAUAUGAGUAUGUGCUCAAUGGGAGUUACCGAGCCUAUCUGUCAGAGUUUUCUCUAGAGAAGCCGCUCAAGUGGUCUGAUAGAUUGGCAAUUUUAAUUGGGGUUGCCAAGGCUGUGCACUUUUUACAUACUGGGGUUAUUCCAGGUUGUUUUAACAACCGAUUGAAGACAGACAAUAUUUUGCUUGAUGAGCAUCGCUUUCCCAAGUUAAGCGACUAUGGAAUGUCCAUCCUCGGAGAAGAGAUUGAAAGGUUUGAGGCAAAGAGACAGGACUCAAAAUCAUGUGACCAACAAAUCAUUCUGCCCAACUGUUCUUGCAGCCAAAGGGCAGCAUUUGAGGAUGAUGUUUAUAACUUCGGGUUCAUAUUACUUGAAUCACUUGUUGGACCUAUAGCAAGCGGACAAGGGGAAGCGUUUUUUCUGAAUGAGAAGGCAUCCUUCGGAAGUCAAGAUGGCAGAAGGAAAAUUGUGGAUCCCAUAGUGUUGACAUCUAGCUCUCAAGAGUCAUUAUCAAUCGCAAUAGCGAUAACAACCAAAUGCAUAUCUCCAGAACUUUCCUCUCGCCCCUCAUUCGAGGAUGUCCUGUGGAACUUACAGUAUGCAGCUCAAGUGCAGGCCACAGCAGAUGCAGACCAGAAUUCAGAAUCUACAUCAGAAUCUCAAGAUUAUAGGAGGGACAAAUCCUGGGAUUCAAUUGGUUCACAUCCUUCUCCGACAAAGCAGAUUAUUAAACCCCAGAAUCAUCGUAGGAUCCAUAAGUAACUGCAGUGUCAGAUUGCAACAACAGAUGUAAAGUUGUAGAUGUUGUUUUUUCAUGUCUCUAUAGAGUUUUGAUCAGGUAGAGGUAGAAGGGAUUGAUAUUCUUUAUAGAAUCAGGAACAAGAGUUCAAAUUCAGGACAUUAAAGCAAGUCAUGAACUUUUAUAACCGCCGCCAGCAUGAGGUCGUGACGAAAUAAAGUUAGCGGUUACUUUUCUGAUUAA